Molecule: messenger RNA, 3658 nt
Organism: Cylas formicarius (sweet potato weevil)
Lineage: Eukaryota; Metazoa; Arthropoda; Insecta; Coleoptera; Brentidae
Product: arylsulfatase B-like
Exons: 9
Coding region: 25-1647 (540 amino acids)
Source: RefSeq, a predicted model, not a curated record
AGUCUGCGCUACAAUUAAUAUAACAUGGGAACGUGGAUUUUAUUCGCUGCGUUCGCGCCCGUUAUUGUUACAACUAUUAAUUGUGACAAUACUAUAAAACCAAAUAUUAUAUUUAUAUUAGCGGAUGAUUUGGGAUGGAAUGAUGUCGGAUUUCAUGGGAUGACUGAAAUACCGACACCAAAUAUCGAUGUAUUAGCAUACUCUGGAGUCAUUUUAAAUAAUUAUUAUGUAAAUCCCAUUUGCACACCUUCCAGAGCAGCACUUCUAACUGGAAAAUACCCGAUUCAUACAGGACUACAUUACUUUGCGUUGUUACCAGCAGAGCCCCGAGGUCUAAAUCUUUCAGAAAAACUACUGCCUGAAUAUCUAAAAGAUUUAGGCUACGUAAAUCACAUCAUAGGCAAAUGGCAUCUGGGAUACUGGAAGAAGGAGUAUACCCCCACAUUCAGAGGGUUUGAUUCGCAUUUGGGGUUUUGGAAUUCUGGUCACGAUUAUUUCGAUCACACUAAGGAUGACGACUGGCCCUCUUGGGGCCUGGAUAUGAGGAGAAAUAUGGACGUGGCUUAUGAUCUACACGGGCAAUACUCCACAGAUGUUUUCACACGAGAAGCUAUAAAGAUAAUAAACAAUCACAACCAAAGCAAGCCGCUAUUUUUGUACCUCGCACAAGCUGCUGUGCAUGCUGGGAACUUCUACAAUCCACUACCUGCUCCUGACGAAUAUGUAGCCAAAUUUAAUCACAUACAAGACAGUCACAGUAGACGGAAAUAUGCUGCCAUACUGAGCAAACUCGACGAUUCAGUUGGUCAAUUACUACAAGCAUUGGCAAAUAACACCAUGCUCGAAAACAGCAUUAUAAUUUUCUCAUCUGAUAACGGAGCCUCAGUGGCAGGGGCUUACGAUCGCAGCGCAGGAUCAAACUGGCCUCUUCGGGGAGCUAAAAAUUCAUUGUGGGAGGGUGGCGUUAGGGCUACUGCAGCUAUUUGGAGUCCAUUAAUAAAAAAAAAUCAACGAGUUUCCCAUCACAUGAUGAAUAUUGUAGAUUGGUUGCCGACGAUAUUAGAAGCAGCUGGUGGCAAUCUUAGUAGCGUUUCUCAAGUUGACGGCGUUAGUUUAUGGAAUUCUUUAGUCCACGACGAAAUAUCCCCGAGAACGGAAAUGCUUCUGAAUAUCGAUCCAGUGCUAGGUGAAUAUGGGUUGCGGAUGGGCCAAUGGAAACUCUUUAAAGGUAAAUCCUCAGACAGUUUGUACAGAGCGUGGUCUGGACCCAGCGGAAGAGGACGCCCCUACAAUGUUUCCGAAAUUACAUAUAGUUUAGCAUAUCGAACCCUACAUCCGACAAGUUCGCUCGGAACUGCUGACAUAAAAGAACUUAGAACAAGAGCAACUGUUUCCUGCAACAACGAAACGCAAAUUGUAUGCGACUCCGAUUCGUUCUGUUUGUUUGACAUUGAACGUGAUCCUUGCGAGUAUGCAAAUCUUGCUGACAAGUAUCCGAAUAAAGUAGAACACUUGAUUCAAAAACUUUCGAGUUAUAACAAAACCACACUGCUCCCAGGGAAUGUUGCAUUAGAUCCAAAUGCAGAUCCGAGAUUAUUCAACAAUGUUUGGACCAAUUGGGGUGACGUGGUUUCCUCAGCUUGUUAAGAAUAUUACUGGGCUCCGCUUUAGUUUAGCCGACAUCAUUUGCAUAAAUAAGGAUUCUACUUUUAUCUUUUAUGAACAUUAACAGAAACACAAUUUUUUUUUGCUGAAAUGUACCAUUUCCAUUUUCCAGGCCUUAGAACAGAAUGAAGGAAAAUGAAAAACGCUUUUUCGCAGAUUUUUUUUAUUUUUAUGUACUUCGAAAGGCAAAAAAAUUGUCUUCACAUAACUAAUUUCGGAUAAACCAAAAUUUUUCACUCAUUUUUCUACCAGUAAUAACUAAAAGCAUCUGUUAAAUACAUUGUGUCCCAAAAGAUUGAAAAAUAUUUGUGGAAAACAAUAUUAUCCAGAUAUCUUUGUCCCAAGUAGUUUAAAUUUUUAGGAGUCGUACUAUAUACUAUUUCUUUAAGGUAACCUGAUCAAAAAAAAUCCAUAAAUCAGAAGUGUAGAGGUCACUCUUCCCUGAAAAAUGGUUCUGAUGAGUUCCUUUGAAAGGUUUGCACUAUGUGAGGUGGCGCCAUCAUGUUGAAACCAAGUGUUCUCAUUGAAACCAACAAAAUUAUUGAGAUCUGGUCUGGUCGCAAAAAAUUGUUCAACGCAUUCCUUGUAUCGAAAAGCAGUAGUUCGCAUUUUGGAAAAAAUUUGGUUCAAGUCCAGAGGCGCUUAUUGCAGCCCAUACCAUACCCAGGUCUUUGAUGUUUUUCCUGGAGAUCUUCAGAGGAAAAGUAAUGACAGUUUUGCUUACUUACAAAGCCAUCUGGCCUGAAGGUCUGGUACCGACAGAAUUAUAUAUAGCUGAAAUUUUGAAGUUAUUUAGUUGUUUGUUACUGCCGCAUAAACUCACUCGAUAUUUUCGGGAUUUCUUGAAUUCCACGGAAGAUCUGCGAUCUUCCUAUUCAUCACAAUGCGUUCUCUUUCAAUUUUUUAAAGCCAAAAUCCUCGCCAAAGAUGAUGCUUGAGUUUAAAUUUGAAUUUAGAUAUAUGCAAACGCUUUGCUCCCACUAAUUCGAGGAAUAUUCAAUAAAUAAAUGGGGAAAAACUUCCUACACACUCUAUAUAAAAUUAUUUUUACACAUUCCUCCAUAUUUCGUAUGGAACACCCGGCAUUUUUUGAUGAUAAAACGUUAACGUUUCAAUUUCAAAAAUUUUUGGCAUGAAUUUUUAAAAAUUAUAAAGCUUUUGCAGUCGACAAUUUGUGUUAGGGGUUAAUAGAUUUUGAAGUUUUUUGGAUUUAGAAGUUUAAGCUUGCACUUACACUUUAAUGUAUCUUCUUUUUAAUUUGUAUAAUCAGUGUCAAAUCCAACUCAAGGCGCCUAAAAACGGCGUUGUUGUAAAACUAAUGGUGAGUUCCGAAUUAAACUCUAGAUAUCAAGUCGAUUGCACAAUCACACAGCGAUUGUCCAGUUUGUCCAGUUACAGCCGUUAAAAACCAAGUGAAAGGAAGAAGAAGCAUAUCAUCUUCUUCACAUUUUUGUAAUAUUUGAUUCUCCCGCUACAUUGCCUUUAGCAGCCAAGUCAUAUCUGAGCGAUACGCUAUGUAGAUAUUAAUGACCAUGUUUCAGAUGUAAGUGAUCUGGAUGACCAAAAUACUAUUGAUACCUCAUGUAUUAACUAAUCCGCAACCCAGGAUGUCCUUGAAGUAUUUACUGAUCUAAAAGAGCAGCUGCAACAGGCAACAAAAAUGUGUCGAACUUUAAAACAAAAAAGUUUUUGCUGCCCAAAUUGGUGAUAAAUUGGUGGUCGUCCAGAUCCCGGAAACGUGCUGUCCAUUGUCGUUGGAAUAGAAGAUACAGACUUUUAUUAAUUAGCAAAAACAAAGAUAGCACCUUGAAGCAGCUUUUCACCCGUAAUCAAUUUGCAAUUUGCAAAGAUAAUUUAAUUUCCAUGGAUGAGAUUCCGGCUCAAGCAGCAAAGCAAAGAGAAGUAUUCAACGUCUAAAUGUAGCUGUAAAAACAAGAAGGCUUUGUGUAAUUGAAAGUGUCAUGGUUAGCUUAAGUUGUCACAAUAAAUAAGG